Messenger RNA from Chlorella variabilis, 1440 nucleotides. RefSeq lists its product as hypothetical. Gene Ontology annotation, molecular function: ATP binding. The record is from RefSeq and is a predicted model, not a curated record. Lineage: Eukaryota; Viridiplantae; Chlorophyta; Trebouxiophyceae; Chlorellales; Chlorellaceae. Bases 1 to 1440 code for a protein of 479 amino acids. The transcript is spliced from 10 exons.
AUGGUGGGCGGCGCCGAGGCUCGCCUGAGCCAGCUGCAGCAGCGCGAGGCGGAGUACAAGAGCCAGCUUGAUUCGCUCAAGGCGGCGGCCCUGGAGGCCAACGCCGCGGCGCUGCAGCAGGCGGCGGCGCCCGCCGCGGCGCCCGACCUGCCCGCCAAGGGCGGCGCCGGCGCGGGCGAGCUGGCCGCGCUGCGGGGCCGGCUGGAGGGCGCCAUCGCCGCCAUGCAGCAGGGACUGGUGGAGCGGGACACGGAGGUGCGCCUGCUGCUGCUGGCGGCGCUGUCGGGGGAGCACAUCUUGUACAUCGGGCCGCCUGGUACCGCCAAGAGCGAGCUGGGGCGCCGCCUCUCCCGCCUCUGCCACGGCACCUACUUCGAGCGCCUGCUCACCCGCUUCUCGGUGCCCGAGGAGCUGUUUGGGCCGCUGUCCAUGCGGGCGCUGGAGGAGGACAAGUAUGUGCGGCAGACGCGCGGCUACCUGCCUGAGGCCACCGUUGCGUUUGUGGACGAAAUCUUCAAGGCCAACUCCGCCAUCCUCAACACCCUGCUCACCCUGCUGAACGAGCGGCUGUUUGACAACGGCGCCAUCCGCGUGCACGUGCCGCUGCUCUGCCUGGUGGGCGCCUCCAACGAGCUGCCCGAGAGCGAGGAGCUGGACGCGCUGUACGACCGCUUCCUCAUCCGCCGCCAGGUGUCCCAGGUGUCGCAGGCGGGGCUGCUGGAGAUGCUGGCCAACGGCGGCGGGCGCAAGCAGGCCAUCGCGCUGCGCAGCCCCGGCGCGCAGGACAGCACGGACGGCGAGGAGGGCCUGACCCCGCUGCUGACGGCAGACGACUUUGAGGAGACGCGGGGGCGGGCGCUGGAGGCGGUGGAGGUGCCUGCCGCCGUGCUGCAGCUCAUCGCAGACCUGCGCAGCUACCUGCAGGACAAGUGCGAGCCGCCGGUGUAUGUGUCGGACCGGCGCCUGGUCAAGGCGGUGGCGCUGAUGCAGGUGGCGGCGUACACCAGCGGUCGGCAGCGCGUGGCCGAGUACGACUGCCUGCUGCUGCGCCACCUGCUGUGGCAGCGCCCCGACGAGGCCGAGCGCAUCUAUGACUGGCUGCUGAGCAACCUGGCGUCGGACGACGGGCUGCAGCAGAUGCAGUACCUGCUGUCGGGCAUGUUUGGGCGCGCCUGCAAGUCGCUGGGCGACCGCGGCGAGCUGGCAAAGGUGGCGGGGGAGGUGGGCGACCUGCGGGCCGCGCUGGUCGACAAGCUGGCAGGUGUGUACUCAACCAUGGAUGAGGGGUUCCCUGCGGUGCUGGGCAACCUGUGGCUGGGGCAGGAGGAGGCACAGGCUGUGGCGUCUGCGCUGCUGCCCAAGCUUGAGAAGACGCGGAGGGCUGUGGAGGAGCUGCUGUUUGAGGUGGUGACGCUGGAGUCCAGAGCACGGCACGCAUAG